AUGCAGAAGGACGAUGCGGAAGGAGGACGCCUCGUCAAGCGGCAAAAACUCGUCAACGGGGCCGCAAAAGGGAGGAGCGUGCCUGGCGCAUCCCGUGUUUUUGCUCCCUACCGGACGGUCGGUCUGGUUUCUCCAACCGCUGUCCCAUUCACCAGCGUCCCUCUCGGCAAAACCACCUUUCAACUUACCACCUCCGUGGGCCGGAGCCUCCAGACGUAUGACCUUCGCAAAGGUCUGAACCUCGUCUUCAUCACCCGCCCGCAGACGCCUGAGACCAUCACCGCCAGCGCCGCACGGAAGGACAAAGUCUUUGCUGCAUGGGGCGGCGACACGGUCAAAUCCCAGAGAGGUGUGUGGGUGUUCAAGCGCGGACGGCGGGAAGCAGAAUUGGAGUCUCCCCCGAGCUGGACCGAGAAUGUCCAGUCCUUUUGUGUCCUUGGAUCGUGGAUGGUCGGCGUCUGCCAGUCCCAAAUGCUGGUCUGGAACUCCGAGACAUACGCGCUCUACACCAUCCUAAAGGGCAUCUCCCCGGUGCCAUUCACCGCCUGCAUCGCCAACGUGCCAACUUUGUUGAACAAGGUCUUGGUCGGUAGGCAGGAUGGCAGCGCAGAGCUGUGGAACGUCUCGAGUGGAAAAUUAAUCUACACCAUCCUUCCUCCGUCAACAUCAUUUGGAGCUGUCACCGCCAUUGAGCCAACCCCCGCACUCUCUCUUGUGGCUCUUGCCUAUGAAAACGGUCAGCUGCGCAUUCACGAUGUCCGCACCGACCAAACCGUCAUCCAGCUCUCAACUCCCGCCGCCCUUGCCGUGACUUCAAUCUCCUUCCGUACUGACGGAAUGGGCGCCGGCGAUGACGGUCGAAUCCCUGGUGUCAUGGCUACCUCGUCUGUGCAUUCCGGCGAUGUCACACUCUGGGAUCUCAAUGAGGGUGGAAAGAAAGCCGGAGUCUUGCGCGCGGCACACGCGCAGCCAACGACAUCCUCCCCCGGCGGCGUCAGCAGAGUGGAGUUCCUCUCUGGGCAAGCUGUGCUCGUGAGCAGCGGGCUCGACAACAGUCUCAAAACCUGGAUCUUCGAUGAAACCCCCUUCAGCCCAGUCCCGAGAAUUCUUCACUCCAGAAGUGGACACGGUGCACCCAUCACAAAGCUGCACUUCCUUCCGUUCGCUUCAGAUGGUUCCGACGACACAGGCAAAUGGCUGAUCUCCGGAAGCAAAGACCGGAGUCUAUGGGGAUGGUCCCUGCGUCGGGAUGGCCAGAGUACAGAGCUAAGUCAGGGCGCCGUACAAAGCAAGGCGAAGAAGCAGGGCCUUCUCUCCGGUAGCAAUCGUGACAGCCUCGAAGCUUUGAAGUGUCCACCGGUGGUUGCUGUGGCUUGCAGUCUGAAUCGCGAUGGUGGAAUUGGUGCUGUUCCCGGCAAACAUCCCAUCUGGCAAGGAGCAAAAGGCAAACAGGUCAGUGCGGAAGUCAGUGGGACAACCGGCUGGGAAAGUGUCAUCACUGCCCAUGAAAAUGACAAAAAGGCUCGAACCUGGUUCUGGGGCCGCAAGCGCGCGGGCCGAUGGGCAUUUCAAACAGGCGACGGGGAUAAUGUGACUGCGGUAGCCAUGUCGCCGUGCGGUACCUUUGGUCUCAUUGGAUCGGAGAAGGGGGCCAUCGACGUCUUUAACAUGCAGUCAGGAAUACAUCGUCAACGCUUUCCUGCGCGCUUGACGCCACUACAAGCUAAGCAGUUGAAGCUCGACGUGGAGAAACAUGGUUUGGUUGAAGAAGAUGAUGGGAAGAAGAAAUUCCUCCGCGGUCAAGGGAGACAUGCCAGUGCCGUGGUGGGCCUGGCGAUCGACAACCUCAACAAAACGGUCAUGUCCGCGGGUGCAGACGGCAAGGUCAAAUUCUGGGACUUCAGAUCCGGCCUGCUGAUCCACGAAAUCAAUUGGACCGUCUCGACCGGCAUCACGAGCAUGCGUUUCCAUCGCAGUUCAAAUCUGGCUGCUCUCGCUUGUUCUGAUGGCGCUGUUCGCGUCGUAGAUGUAACGACAUUCAGGCUCAUCCGUGAGCUCUUCCCUUCUCGGCCUGCUAUUCCAGAGCUGAAUGGUCUGACGAUCAACGACAUGGCCUUUUCAUUCGAUGGACACUGGAUCGCGGCUAGCAUUGGCUCUCUCGUUCUUCUUUGGGACUUGCCCGCGGGCCAUCUUAUCGAUGCUUUCAAGACACGCACGGAAUGUACCAGCCUUGCAUUUUCGCCCACCGGCGAAUUCCUGGCUACCGCGACUGCAGGCAGCGUCGGCGUGGACGUGUGGAGCAAUCGUUCGCUUUUCAUGCACGUCCCCGCUCGACGUUUGGGUGAGAAGGAGUUGUCACAAAUCGUUGCCGGAGACACUCAAGCUCCGACUUCGAGCGGCGAGGGCGGUGAGAGUCUCGUGGCAGCUCAAGCCGAGAUUGAGGACGAUGACGCGGAUCUUGUCAACGGGCUACCGGAAAUCGAACUGGACGAGCUAUCUUCAAACCUGCUCUCACUUUCGCUUGUGCCGCGCUCCAGAUGGCAGAACUUGUUGCACAUGGACCUUAUUCGGCAACGAAACAAGCCAGUCGAACCGCCGAAAAAGCCGGAGAAGGCCCCAUUCUUCUUGCCAUCGGCGCAAGACCGUCAAUCUGAUAGUAACGCCUUGCUCUUGCAGGAAGCCGAUGCGAUGACAAUGGAACAAGAACGAAGCCGUAUCUCCAGGCUGCAUGCUCAGGGCAUCAAGAGUACAUUCGGCGAGCUGCUGCGCAAUAUCCAUGACGAACAAGACUACGCACGAUUCCUGGCGCAUCUCCAAUCGCUCAGUCCUGCCGCGGCCGACAUUGAGAUCCGAACAAUGACGGUGGAAGGCCGAGACAUGGUGACGUUUGUUCAGUCUUUGACGUGGCUGCUUCAGCAGAAACGCGACUUUGAGCUGGGUCAAGCGUGGAUGGCCGUCUUUCUUCGUGUCCAUGGCGACAUCGUCUUAGGCAGUGAGGCUUUGAGAGAUGCGGUUGCAGAGUGGUCACGAGCACUACAGGCAGAGCGAAGAAGGGUGCAGAGGCUCGCGGAUUACUGCAGUGGACUUGUGGGCUAUAUGCGGGCCGCUAGGGUGUGA
Molecule: messenger RNA, 3117 nt
Organism: Neohortaea acidophila
Lineage: Eukaryota; Fungi; Ascomycota; Dothideomycetes; Mycosphaerellales; Teratosphaeriaceae
Product: Utp21 specific WD40 associated putative domain-containing protein
Exons: 1
Coding region: 1-3117 (1038 amino acids)
Biological process (GO): rRNA processing
Cellular component (GO): small-subunit processome; Pwp2p-containing subcomplex of 90S preribosome
Molecular function (GO): protein binding
Source: RefSeq, a predicted model, not a curated record